AUGAAGCCUACAGCGAAAGUCUUUGAAUUCUUGAACUCAUACAAUUAUUAUUUACCUUAAAAUUGUGAAUAAGUAUAGAAAAUGUAAUGAUAAUUUAAAUUUCUAGGUUUUAUGAACAAAUGGUAAAACAUUUGUAAUUAGGUGAUAGUUUUAAGAAUUCUUUUAUUAGUUAAAUUUCAUAAAUUAAUCAAAAGGCAUAAAGAGAAACAGAAUUUAGAUAACUUAUACGUGAUACUUGGCUUGGAUUCAUUGAAAACACACCAAUUAAUAAUAUUUGUUAGAUGUUAAAUUCAUAAGAAAUAAAGGAUGUCUAAGACUUUAUAUUAAAAGUCUUAUUGGAGCCUAAAAGAUUUGAUAUCACUUAUGUUGAUGAAUUAUUAAUGAAUUACGAAUCUUAUUUCAAUUCUGUAUAAAGAAUUAAUAUAUAUAUUGUAGAAUAAAGGAUUAGCUUAAGUAGUUGUGAGAAAUAGAUUUAGAAUGACAGUAAGUAAAUUGAUAUGUAGUAAAUUCAUAUUAUCAUUGGAUGAAAUAUAUUAAUAAAAGGUUCGUUAGUUUCUAUUUGAUAUUUAUCUUAAAAAGAUAGAAAAGUUAGAGUAACCUGUAGUAAUUUAAACUGAAUUUUUGACAGAUUCUAAUUUCUAUUUUAAGAUGUUUGAAUAGUUAUUUGAUACAUAAUAAGAUGUGCAAGGAACAUUUUAUAAUCUAAUUAAAAAUGUGAUUACUAUUAUUGUUCGUGAUAUGUCUAAUAUUGUAUUUUCAUUAGGAAUUUUCUAAUAAUUCUAUCAACUAUAUAUUGAAAAGGAUAAGAUUCUAUUUGAAAAAUAUGAUCAAAGAUCUAAUGUUGAUUAAAAUAAAUUAGCAAAUGAGAUCUUAUAGAAGUAUAAGGAACGUGAAGAUUUAAGAGAUGCAAUAAGAUAAGUUGUUCAUAAGAUCUUUUAGACUCAAAAUAUUGAAUAUAAGAAAUUGUUAAAGGAAUUAGUAUCAAAAGAUAUAUAUAAUCGAGAGAAUGAACAAUGGGUUUGUUAGAUUUUGAGAGAAUUCGAUUAAUAAUAAAGGUAUCGUAAACCACCUUGUGAGAAUGAUUUUCAUAUUUAUUUAAGACUUCAAGGUUUUACAUUAAAAGGAGAUAAAAGAGGAGAAUCAGAAUAUGAUCAUCCUAAAUUAACUUUGAUUAUUCAUGAUCAAAAUAAUACUAAUUUUACAGUUCAUAAUAAAUUGACAAAAUAAACUAAGAGAUUUGAUUAGACAAAAGAAGUACAUCAUUAUAUACAAAGUAGUCUCUAGAAUUAUUAUAAUUGAAUAUACGUUUUUAUUAUAG
Messenger RNA from Paramecium primaurelia, 1318 nucleotides. NCBI's taxonomy places the organism in Eukaryota, Ciliophora, Oligohymenophorea, Peniculida, Parameciidae. The record is from the annotation of a GenBank genome assembly.